AUGGCCCCGGCUAUCCCGCAGCACCUCCGCAGCCUCCUGUGGCUUGCCUGCCUCCUGCCCCUAGCCCCGGACCCGGUGGCUGCAGGCCUGUAUGAACUCCGGCUCACCACCGAUGGCCCAGCCACCACGGGGGCAGAGGUGACCAUCUCAGCCAGCUUCGUGGCCAGGGACAAUGGCAGCCUGGCCCUGCCCAUGGAUGCCCACCUCUACCGCUUCCACUGGAUCCACACUCCGCUGGUGCUCACCAGCAAGACCGAGAAGGCCCUCAGCUCGACCAUCCGCGUGGUCAGCAACGUGCCUGGGGACUUGCCAGUUUCCGUCUGGGUCACUCCAGCCAAUUGCUGGACGUGCCAGCCUGUGGCGAGGGGCUUCACCGUCCUCUCCAUCACAGAGUUCCUGGUGGGGAAGCUUGUCGUCACCCAGAACAGCUCCUUGCCCUGGCCCAGCUCCUACCUCACCAAGAUGACCCUUAAAGUCUCCUUCCUCCUCCAUGACCCAAGCAACUUCUUCAAGUCCGCUUUGUUUCUCUACAACUGGGACUUCGGAGACGGGACCCAGAUGGUGACUGAAGAUCCCGUGGUCUAUUACAACUAUUCCAUUAUCGGCACCUUCACCGUGAAGCUCAAGGUGGUGGCCGAGUGGGAGCAGGCGAAGCCGGGCGCUGGGAAGGGCAUCAUGCAGAAGAUGGGCGACUUCUCUGCCUCGCUGAAGUUGCAGGAAACCCUUCGAGGCAUCCAGGUCUUGGUGCCCACACUAAUUCAGACCCUCCAAAAGAUAACAGUGACCUUGAACUUUCUGGGGAGCCCUCCACUAACUGUGUGCUGGCGCCUCAAGCCAGAGUGCCUCCCGCUGGAGGAAGGGGAAUGCCACCCAGUGUCAGUGGCCAGCACAACCUACAACUUGACCCACACCUUCAGGAACCCUGGGGAUUACUGCUUCAGCAUCCGAGCCGAAAAUGUCAUCAGCAAGACUCAUCAGUACCACAGGAUCCAGGUGUGGCCCACCAGUAUCCAGCCUGCUGUCUUUGCUUUCCCAUGUGCCACGCUCAUCACCGUGAUGCUUGCCAUCGUCAUGUAUAUGACCCUACGGAAUGCCGGUCAGCAAAAGGACAUGGUGGAGGUGGCUGAUUUUGACUUUUCCCCCAUGUCUGACAAGAACCCGGAGCCGCCCUCUGGGGUAAGGUGCUGCUGCCAGAUGUGCUGUGGGCCCUUCUUGCUGGAGACCCCAGCUGAAUACCUGGAAAUCGUCCGCGAGAACCAUGGACUCCUCCCGCCCCUCUACAAAUCUGUCAAAACUUACAGUGUGUGAGCGCCCUCCCUCCAUCCCAUGCCAUUGUUAACUGACUGCCAACUUGGAGCUUCUGGAAAGGUGGUGCACGCUGCUGAACAGGAAGAGUUCAUGUGUGCAGGGCGUUUACCCUGG
Molecule: messenger RNA, 1422 nt
Organism: Trichechus manatus latirostris (Florida manatee)
Lineage: Eukaryota; Metazoa; Chordata; Mammalia; Sirenia; Trichechidae
Gene: TMEM130
Product: transmembrane protein 130
Exons: 8
Coding region: 1-1308 (435 amino acids)
Cellular component (GO): plasma membrane
Source: RefSeq, a predicted model, not a curated record